This is a messenger RNA of Ornithodoros turicata, 1649 nucleotides long. RefSeq lists its product as uncharacterized. The transcript is spliced from 3 exons. The record is from RefSeq and is a predicted model, not a curated record. Bases 1 to 522 code for a protein of 173 amino acids. Lineage: Eukaryota; Metazoa; Arthropoda; Arachnida; Ixodida; Argasidae.
AUGUCGAUAUAUGGUACGAUCUACGAGGUGCCCGAGGGGUCCGUGAAGCAUCUGGCAUAUGAAGCGUCUCCUUGCAGGAUCUCGCUGCUGGCGGUGGCAUUCUCCGCGGUGUCUCUGACAGUGCUGUUCGUGCUUUGCUGUCGCAGGCCUCGGAAGACACUCGUCGUCAGACUAUUACCAGAAGCCAUUCCCAAUGCAGCACUGAAAACUUCUCAAGACGAACGGGGAAUCAUUCACCCAGACGUGAUGUUCUUCGCUCCUGACGGUUCCACCUGUGCAGCGGUGUCAACGGCGGUACCAGGCUCAACCGCCAACGUCAAAGCCUUCGAGACUUUCGCCGGAGACCAUGGACAUCGCGUUUCCACACCCAUCCGACCGCUGCACCCGGCGUACCAGCCCACGCAGCCCGUCAAUGUUCACGCCGCCCACCACGCCGUGCUCAGGCGCGACUCGUCCACGGAGCUAACUCUACCUCCUGGUUACAUUUCACAGCGUAAUGCCAAGAUGGCAUCAGUGUCUUGACGUGUGUGUCUCCGGACACGUCUAACUAUAGAGACCGUGUGAAACCCAUGGUUAUGCAAGGACACCAUGGAGGGAAUAAGUGAUGUAGGGGACUCACCAGGGGACACACAGGGACCAACAGACCCCGUCUGCGUCAGUUCUGUGCACUAAGAUAAAAUGAGGAAUGCACGAUACAAUUUCAAACGCGUUCAACUUCAUCUGUAUAGAAUGACUACGUUGCAGUAUUCGAAUAUGUUUGUAGUUGAACCUCCGCGUUAUUUCCGCGGCAAGCGUGUACUACUUUUGACCAGGGAUUCGCAGCUUCUAGCCGGACAAACUUCCAAAGGGUGUGGUACAAUACCACGUGAGUGCUCUACUCUCGGGGUUGGUUUCCCACUAUCGGUAUGAACUCGUCAUUCGUAAGACACGGAAGACUGUUUUCACAGAUACGGGCGCGCUAUUUCGCAUCGUGCCAUACUCUCUGUUUGAUGCAUUCUGCAUGUACGUGUUCCGGAACCCAACCUGCUGCAGAAAGCAACCAUUACAGCAAGUUGAACGAAAAGCAGAAGUGUAUGGCAGAGCAAGUUAGGUGGGAACCAGGGAGUGUAGUACAGUUCCAGAGAGAGGAACCGCGAAGUGUGAGCCCUUCGGGAACGGGUAAAUCAUCUGAUCACUUUGACAAUAGCUGUCUCUCCCAAGCUUCUCACCCAAGAAGCAAUGUGUUUUGAAGACGGGGCUGUGACUACCUGCAGGAGUCAUAUGAUCUGUCCGGGGUAAAUUGCCCUAAUGCACCUAUGUCGAGAUGACUUAUGUUCAAUAUCAACAGCAACAGCAACUACAUGAUGAAGAUAACGUGUCGUCCGUUAUGUUGAAAAUAGAGUGUUGACAUGACUCAACUUGCAUCCAUGUGACUUGCUUGGUGUGACAUAAUAUGCGCACGUCUCACGACAGUGGCAUCAUUGCUUUUAAGUGUAGUGAGCUGCAGUGUUCAGCUGCUCUGCGAAAACUGAAUUCAGGACUCGCAUUCUGCAGGUGAUGUGUGGAUGUGAUGUUAUGGCCAUGAGUGUCCUUUCUGGUAAUGUACUCGAAUGCGCAUGAAAAUUGAACAUCUGUGUGCUACAUAAUAAAGUACAGGUUUCGCCGAACAG